CUAAUCCUCCAUAUUUAUUUUAUAUAAGCAGUGACGUGAUACAAAAUUCAAAAACCCAUGAAAAAACAGAGCUGAAGAUUCUACCCAUCUACCCCUAUUUAUUCAAAGAUGGUCGGAAGGCAAGGCAGCAAGAAACUCAGAGAUAGAAUGGAUGGUUCUACCGAUAAUUCUAAGCCACACAUAGUUCUGUUUCCUUUCAUGUCGAAAGGCCACACCAUCCCAAUUCUCCACCUCGCCUGCCUGCUACACCAGCGCGGCGUACGCAUCACCAUCUUCACUACCCCGGCAAAUCGCCCCUUCAUUUCUCACUUUCUUUCCGGCCUUGAUACCAAUCAUGUUUCCAUUGUCGACCUCCCAUUCCCUGAUAACUUACCAGGCAUUCCACCGGGUGUCGAAAGCACUGACAGGCUACCAUCCAUGUCUCUAUUCAUUCCCUUUGUUAACGGCCUAAAGCAGAUGCAACCCAUGUUCGAGAAGGAACUUGAGACUAUUUGUUCCAUCACCUGCUGCAUCAUAUCAGAUGGCUUCCUCCCCUGGACCCUACAAUCAGCGUUGCGGUUCGGCAUCCCUCGGCUUAGCUACAUGGGAAUGAACUACUACACCUCUGCAGUCUGCCACGACGCAGCUGCAAAUGGCUUGUUCACACUACACGAGUCUGAUGAUGAGCCCUUCACGCUCACUCAAUUCCCCUGGAUCAAGCUUUCAAGGAACGACUUCGACCAUCCUUUUGAUAAACAAGAUCCAAGAGGUCCGCAUCUAGAUUUCAUCGUUGAGUCAAUGGAAGCUAUGGAUCGAAGCCAGGGCAUGCUGAUGAACAGCUUCGACGAACUCGAGGAAAUGUACGCGGACUACUUGAACCGCAACACUCAAGUUAAAUAUUGGAGCAUUGGACCCCUCUGCCUGGCAAAGCCACCAAGAGCAGAGCUUCCACCAAGCCACCGAUCGAAAUGGAUGCAGUGGCUCGACAAGAAGGGAAACCAGGGUUACCCGGUCCUCUAUGCUGCCUUUGGGUCUCAAGCUAGAGUACCGCUGGAACAAUUGAGAGAAAUAGUGAUUGGCUUGGAAGACUCUAAUGUAAGCUACUUGUGGGUAGUGAAGAAGAGUGAAUUAGAGCAAAAUGGCGCCUUGGUAGACAGGGUCAGCGAAAGAGGUAUCCUAGUAAACGAAUGGGUUGAUCAAAGGGAGAUUCUUGAACAUCCUGCAGUGCAGGGGUUCUUGAGCCACUGUGGGUGGAACUCAGUUUUGGAAGGAAUUUGUGCAGAGGUACCCAUCCUGGCAUGGCCAAAGAUGGCCGAACAAUACCUAAAUACGAAGGUGGUUGUAGAGGAGAUUCAAAUUGGUUUAAGGGUCAAUACGGUUGACAAGUCUCCAAAAGGAUUUGUUACUGGGAAGAGCUUGAAGGAAACAGUGAGAGAGCUGAUGGAGGGAGAAAAGGCGAAUGAACUGAGGAAGAGGGUGAAGGAGGUAGCUGCAGCUGCAAGGAAAGCUAUGGCAGAAGGUGGAUCUUCAUGGCAUAGUUUGAACAAACUCGUAGCUGAGUUACAAGAGCAAAAGGAAAACAGAGCUUCUAAGCUCAACCAAUAGGGGAAGAUAUUCGUUAUUCUUCCCAGAAACUAUUUAUUGUAGCACUAGCAAAAAGAAAUAUGCCAACAUAUUUAUUGAAUGAGAUACUUAUGAGAAAAGUUUCCAUCCUACAUCGACGAAGUAAACUCCAUCAACUGUAGAAGAUCAGUCGAAUAUGGUGGUCCUUCAGCUAACUAUGCGAUUUUUGUGCAAAAGCAGCAGGGAGAGAGAGAGAGAGAGAGAGAGAGAGAGAGAGAGAGAGAGAGAGAGAGAGAGAGAGAGAGAGAGAGAGAGCUCUCCCUGUAA
Messenger RNA from Andrographis paniculata, 1869 nucleotides. RefSeq names its product UDP-glycosyltransferase 90A1-like. Bases 109 to 1584 code for a protein of 491 amino acids. The record is from RefSeq and is a predicted model, not a curated record. The transcript has a single exon. Gene Ontology annotation, molecular function: UDP-glycosyltransferase activity. Lineage: Eukaryota; Viridiplantae; Streptophyta; Magnoliopsida; Lamiales; Acanthaceae.